Molecule: messenger RNA, 1430 nt
Organism: Ectocarpus siliculosus
Lineage: Eukaryota; Phaeophyceae; Ectocarpales; Ectocarpaceae
Source: the annotation of a GenBank genome assembly
AUGGCUGAUACCGGAGCGGGAAUCGCGUCUGCCCAUGCGGAUGAAUCGAUGUCAAUGGGGUCAAUGACUAGCUGCGAGAGCCUCCUCGACGCCGACCUGGGCGGGGCUUCGCGGCAGCCGUUGGGGGGGGGUGGGGGAGCGGCGCCCGAGCGCGUGGCGAUCGUGGGCAGCGGCAACUGGGGAUCUGCCAUCGCCCGCAUCGUCGGCCGGAAUGUGAUUGAGCAGGAGGGUUUCGAGCACCAGAUCCGCCAGUGGGUCUUCCCCGAGAAGGUUUCCCACAACGGCGUGGAGGCGUGCCUGACCGAGGUGAUCAACAAGGAGCACGAGAACGUCAAGUACCUGCCCGGCGUCAAGCUUCCCGAGAACCUGGUCGCGGAGGGCGAUCUCGCCCUCGCCGUCAAGGACGCCACGAUCCUCAUCUUCGUGCUGCCCCACCAGUUCCUGGGACGGGUUCUACCGACGGUGGCCGAGGCGCUUGGACUAACCAAGAGCGGGGGCACCGCAGGUGUAGCACCGGGCGGCCGCAGGAUCCGAGCGGUCUCGCUCAUCAAGGGGGUGGACAAGGGGCCCGACGGGCUCAAGCUUAUCUCGGAUCACAUCCGCGAGGGCCUUUGCGGCGCCGUGCCCCUGGGCCUUGCCGACGAGGACUACGCGUCUUGCAGAGCGGCGGGACUUUCGGUAACGGCUGACGCCGACACCGACACCCUGAGGCUCCUCUUCAACCGCCCUACGUUCCGCGUUACGGUGGUGCGAAACGCUUCAGCCACGGUCGAGCUGUGCGGCGCGCUGAAGAACGUCGUGGCGCUAGGGGCGGCCUUUUGCGACGGCCUGGGGUACGGGGGAAACACCAAGGCGGCUAUCGUCCGCACAGGCCUCGCCGAGAUGCAGGUCUUCGCACAGAGAUUACGCUGCGACGCGAGCGCCUUCGACGCGACGGCCUCUUCGAGGGCGUUCCUAGAGAGCUGCGGGAUAGGGGACUUGAUGACGACCUGUUAUGGCGCCAGCCGCAACAGAAAAUGCGCGGAGAUGUUCGCCCGCGAAAGCGGUAAGCGCUCUUGGGAGCAGCUGGAGGCGGAGGAAUUGGGGGGCAUGAAGCUGCAGGGGCCCAGCACAGCGGUCGAAGCGUUCGGCGUGAUCAAGAAGAAGAAGUGCGCCCGGAAGUUCCCGCUCCUGACAACCAUCUACCGGCCCUCUCUCUCUCCCGGGGGGGAGGGGGCGGGGCGAGCUUCUGUCGGGGCCGGGGGGAUCUUAGAACCACGAGGAUUCGGUCUGUCUGACGGUUGGUCGUGGACAGGAACACGCUGGUCAUAUGACUGAUUUCAUCGAGAGAAAAUCAACCGCGGACGACUCUUCGAAUGAAUGUGGGGAUUUGGGUGAAGAGUUGAGAGGGAACACGCCAAGAGAGAGAGAAAGAGAGAGCUCGACAUCUG